ACAACUGAUACUAAUGACAAGUCCUUUAUGGCAGUUACUAUUCAUUAUAUAAAUGAUUCAUGGAAAUUAAAACAUAUUUUACUUGAUUUUAUUCAUAUGAGUGGGCCACAUACAGAAAUCGCAAUUUCAGAUGCAAUGCAUGAAUGUCUUACAACAAUGGAUAUUAUUACAAAAUUAGUGGCUAUUACGCGUGAUAAUGCAUCAUCUAAAAUAAGUUUUUAG
Ambispora leptoticha is the source of this 222-nucleotide messenger RNA. The record is from the annotation of a GenBank genome assembly. Lineage: Eukaryota; Fungi; Glomeromycota; Glomeromycetes; Archaeosporales; Ambisporaceae.